Messenger RNA from Peniophora sp. CBMAI 1063, 2130 nucleotides. Lineage: Eukaryota; Fungi; Basidiomycota; Agaricomycetes; Russulales; Peniophoraceae. The record is from the annotation of a GenBank genome assembly.
AUGUCGCGAAUUCCUGUCCCGACUUCGCCCAACCGGUUCUCGGAGACCCAGAGCGUCUCGUUUCCCUCCUCCGACCGCGCCUCUUCGCCUCUCCCGCCCCGCCCCGCCUCGCACCACGCAAAUUCGGCCUCCAUGUCCACCGUCUCCGGCAGCACGGACAGGAAGAAGCUCUCCAAGAGGGCGAUGGGAGACGAAGCGCUCCGGAAGCGGAUCGAGAGCGAGCUUGCGCGGAAGCGGACGAUAUCGACGACGCAGCAGCACUCUUCGGGCGGACGCAGGCGGGCGAAGCCGAGCGUGGCAAAGGGCACCGUCGCAGCCCUCAAGCCCUCCCCGGCGCUCACCGUCCCAGAGUCGAUCACCGUCGCAGAGGCCAGCCAGCUCUGCGCCGCCAAACGCACAGACUGCGUCCUCGUCGUCGACGACGAGGAGGGCCUCAGCGGCAUCUUCACCGCCAAGGACCUCGCAUACCGCGUCACCGCGGAGGGCAUCGACCCGCACCACACGACGGUCGAACAUGUCAUGACCCGGAACCCGAUGGUCACCCGCGACACCACCAGCGCCACCGAGGCCCUGCAGCUCAUGGUCCAGAAGCACUUCCGUCACCUCCCGGUCUGCAACGAGGAGGGAAAUGUCGUCGGCCUCCUCGAUAUCACAAAGGUCUUCCACGAGGCCCUCGACAAGGUCGAGCGCAGCUCCUCCGCCUCGGAGAAGCUCUACAGCGCCCUCGCCGGCGUCCAGAACGAGCUCGGCGUCGGCGCCACCAACCCCCAGGCCGCCGCCAUGCUUUCCUACGUCGAGGCUCUUCGCGAAAAGACGGCCCUGCCUGAUCUCACGACCGUCAUGGACUCCCGUACCCAACCAGCGACAGUCGGCCCUAAAGCGACCGUCCGCGAUGUCGCCCGUCUCAUGCGCGAGCACCGAACGACCGCCGUCUGCGUCAUGGAGCCUCCCAACCCGGCGAGCGGGAACGCUAACCCGCGCAUCGCCGGAAUAUUCACCAGCAAGGACGUCGUGCUGCGUGUCAUUGCUGCCGGUCUCGAUGCGAGCAGGUGCAGCGUCGUCCGUGUCAUGACCCCUCACCCCGACACCGCGCCACCUACCACGACCGUGCAUGACGCCCUGAAGAAGAUGCAUGUCGGUCACUUCCUCAACUUGCCCGUUGUCGAGGCAGACGGCAGGCUUGUCGCCAUUGUCGACGUCCUCAAGCUCACCUACGCCACACUCGAGCAGAUGAACAACAUGUCUGCCGAGCAGCUCGGCGCUCAGGGCAACGAGGCAGAGGGUGGACCCAUGUGGGGCCGCUUCUUCGACUCCAUCGGCCACGACGACACAGAGUCGCAGUUCUCCGGCUCACACAUGCCGACGGACUUGCACAACUCGUCCUUCAGCCUGUCGCAGAUCCAGCAAUCGCCUCACUCCGAGGUGCACCCGAACGACUCGGCUUCGGUCGUAGACGAAGACAAGGGCUCCGUCAUCUCGGGCUUGCCGGCGCGCAAGGGCCUGAAUAUCCCGUCUAUCGCCGGUGCUGGUGUACCCGCGCCCGACGAUGGGACAUACGUGUUCAAGUUCCGCACACCCAGUGGCAACACGCAUCGAUUCCAGUCACGUCAUGACGACGUUGAACAUCUCCGCGAUAUCGUCGUCGGCAAGCUCGCGCAGGACGCGUUCUUCCUGGAGUUCAAACCCAAGGGCCCGGAUGACCCCAUCCCGGACCCGCUCGACUUCCGUCUUGCAUACACCGAUGCGGACGGCGAUACCGUGCUCAUGACGUCCGACGACGAUGUGUCGGACGCUGUGAAGAUCGCUCGCAACUCGGGCCAGGACCGCGUAGUGCUCAUCAUCCAAGGGGGUCAUGGAUGGGUGGAGGCGGGCGCGAAUAAGAGCGCUGAGAGGGCGCAAGAGGUCGCUGCCGCUGCUGCGAAGGAGAUCAAGGAGGUGGAAAAGGCCGAGGCGAAGGCUGUGGAUAUCCUGCCUGACGGUGCCGCCAUGGCCCCGCCCGCACCUGUGCACGUCAUUCCGAACGACGAUGUCUUCGGUAUUCCCCGUGACCUUCUCUUGCCAGCCAGUAUCGGUGCACUCGCCGUCGCGAUUAUCGGCGUCUUCACCAUCUCACGUUUGGCCAGCGACUGA